AUGGUCUCCCCCCUCUCUCUCUCCCCAUCUCUCUCUCUCUCUCCCCCAUCUCUCUCUCUCUCUCUCCCCCAUCUCUCUCUCUCUCCCCAUCUCUCUCUCCCCCAUCUCUCUCUCUCCCCCUCUCUCUCUCUCUCUCUCCCCAUCUCUCUCUCUCCCCCUCUCUCUCUCCCCCAUCUCUCUCCCUCUCUCUCUCUCUCCCCUCUCUCUCUCUCCCCCCAUCUCUCUCUCCCCCCAUCUCUCUCUCUCUCCCCCAUCUCUCCCCUCCCCAUCUCUCUCUCUCUCCCCAUCUCUCCCCCUCUCCUCUCUCUCCCCCCUCUCUCUCUCUCUCUCCCCAUCUCUCUCUCUCUCCCCUCUCUCUCUCUCUCCCCCUCUCUCUCUCCCCCAUCUCUCUCUCUCUCUCCCCAUCUCUCUCUCUCCCCUCUCCCCCUCCCCCCAUCUCUCUCUCUCUCCCCCCAUCUCUCUCUCUCUCCCAUCUCUCUCUCUCUCUCUCUCGCUCUCUUUCGCUCUCAUUCUAAGUUCGUUCCUAUCUAUCUAUCUAUCUUUUUCAGUCAGUUUAUAUCUAUAUAUCUGAAAAUCUAUCUCUGUCAGUUCAUAUCAAUUUAUCUUAGUCCCUAUCUAUCUAUCAGUCUAUCUAUCUACUUAUUUCCUUCAUAUCUAAUUCUAUCUAUCUAUCUAUCUAUCUAUCUAUCUAUCUAUCUAUCUAUCUAUCUAUCUACUAAUUUCGUUCUUAUGUACCUAAGUUUGUUCCUAUCUAUCUAUUUCAGUGAGUUCAUAUCUAUAUAUCUGUCCAUUGAUCUAUCUUUGUUCCUAUCUAUCUACGUCAAUAUCUAUCUGCUUCUUAUCUAUCUAUCUAUCUAUCUAUCUAUCUAUCUAUCUAUCUAUCUAUCUAUCUAUCUAUCUAUCUCAGUCUGUUCAUAUCUAUCUAUAGCAGUCUGUUCAUAUCUAUCUAUCUAUCUAUCUAUCUAUCUAUCUAUCUAUCUAUCGAAGUCUGUUCAUGUCUAG
This is a messenger RNA of Acanthosepion pharaonis, 1002 nucleotides long. NCBI's taxonomy places the organism in Eukaryota, Metazoa, Mollusca, Cephalopoda, Sepiida, Sepiidae. The record is from the annotation of a GenBank genome assembly.